Lentinula edodes (shiitake mushroom) is the source of this 1585-nucleotide messenger RNA. RefSeq names its product cytoplasmic protein. The transcript is spliced from 5 exons. The record is from RefSeq and is a predicted model, not a curated record. Bases 168 to 1346 code for a protein of 392 amino acids. Gene Ontology annotation, cellular component: cytoplasm. NCBI's taxonomy places the organism in Eukaryota, Fungi, Basidiomycota, Agaricomycetes, Agaricales, Omphalotaceae. Gene Ontology annotation, molecular function: GTPase activity.
GGGCCACGGCUUUGAUUCUAAGGUCUGAAUUCCACCCAAACUCGAAACGGGGACUGACUGUCACCGCUUUUUGCUGAUUAAGCGUCAAUAUUUUGACAAAUGUCACGUCCUCAUCUUGUCUCUAGGUUUCUCUCCUUUGAAUCUGGUCUACCUUUUUCUGCCUGUCCAUGCCAUUUGGCGAAAUUGUCUGCGGUUCCCCUGGCUCCGGUAAAUCUACCUAUUGCCAUGGCAAACACCAACUGUUCACUGCUCUCCAACGGCCGAUAUGCAUUGUCAACCUCGAUCCGGCAAACGAUAACAUACCAUACCCAUGUUCUAUCGAUAUUUCCGAGCUGAUCACACUGCAGGAAGUCAUGGAUGAACACGGGCUAGGACCUAACGGAGGAAUGUUGUAUUGUAUGGAGUAUUUAGAAAAAAAUUUCGAUUGGUUGGAGGGGAAAUUGGCUGAACUCGGUAAAGAAGACGGAGAAAAUGGGCCUGCAGACGUGUAUGCUUUGUUCGACCUCCCAGGUCAAGUGGAGCUGAGCACAAACCACGAGAGUGUGAAGCGGAUCGUAGAUAUGUUACAGUCUAAAUGUGGAUUCCGGCUAGCGGCGGUUCAUCUGUGCGACGCGCAUUAUGUUACUGAUGCUGCAAAGUAUAUCUCGGUUUUGCUACUUUCUCUACGGACGAUGCUUCAGCUGGAGCUACCACAUAUUAAUGUGCUGUCGAAGAUUGAUCUUAUUGGGAAUUAUGGGGAUCUAGAUUUCAACCUCGAUUUCUAUACUGAAGUUCAAGAUCUAUCGUACCUCGAAAAUUCGCUUUCGACUUCACUCUCACCAAGAUUUCAAGCUUUGAAUUUGGCAAUGAUUUCGCUCAUAGAGGAUUAUAACCUGGUCGGAUUCGAAACGCUUGCUGUUGAAGAUAAAUCAUCCAUGCUCCACCUCACACACGCGAUUGACCGGGCGACUGGAUACGUCUUUGUCCCCCGGCCUUCCAAUGCAUCUUCCACAAACACGUCAAAAAAUCCUCAACCAGAAGGUACGAUCGACGAAUCACACAAGCCGUUUUCCGCACAGCCGAACGAGUACGCGCUGUUCUCGAGCGCGGCGGGACCUUUGAAGAAUACCCUUAUGAAUAUGGCGGGGGGAGGGAGCGCUGGAACUAAAUUUGCUGAAGCGAAGGCUGUGUAUGAUGUGAGAGACGUACAGGAACGUUGGUUAGACGCGAAAGACGCUUGGGACGCAUUUGAGAAACGGGAGUGGAGGAGAGAGGGAGAGAAGGUCAGGGAUGAGGUUGCGAGAGCGAAGGCGAUGGAAAAUGAGGGUAGAAAGCCAGAUCCAGAAAGAGGUGGAGGAGCGAAGUAGGCAUUAACGGAAGUAAGUAUCUGUAUGUAUUUCAAGUCGUAAAGUUGCAGGCGAUAGCUACCAUUGAAUGUCACUUUGAAAGCUUUCUUCAUCUCUCGUCUACAGUUGAGAAAAAUGAAGUAGGGCGAAAAACAACACAGUCGCUAUACGCUGGAAGCAGGAUUUGAACCUACGCACUCAGAGAGUAAUAGAUAUGAUGAAAUUCAAAUCUAUCGCCUUAACGACUCGGCCAUUCCAGC